ACGGUAGACGCAGUGCGAAUUCAAAAGCGAUGGGAUUACAAUUUGGAAGAACUAAAAAACUGUUUAAAAAGUGUCUCUGGAGAUGUCGUUUAUCCAAGUGAUCCCAAUUACCUAGUAUUAUCCCAAGACAUUAAUACAGAUAUAGACAGAUUUCCUGCGGCUUUAUUGUAUGCAGCAAACGAAUAUGAUAUAAAAAUUGCGAUAUAUUGCGCAAAAACGUAUAAAAUACAAAUUGUCGCACGUUCUGGAGGACAUUCAUUUGAAGAAUACUCUCUUGGAGGUCAUGAUGGUGCACUCGUAGUUGACUUGAAAAAAUUUUCGGAUUUAACAAUCGAUACUAAGACACGCACUGCUGUGAUCGGAACUGGAAAUAGACUCGGUACUAUAUAUUAUAAACUUAGCCAGGUCCGGCACGUUAUUCCAGCCGGUGCUUGUCCAUCAGUCGGUAUUGGUGGUCAUUCUUUAGGUGGUGGUUUUGGCUUAUAUUCUCGAGCAUUUGGUUUGGCCUCUGAUAAUAUUCUUUCGAUUAAGAUGGUCAGCGCAAAUGGAACAACCUUAACCGCUAAUCCUUUUUCACAUCCCGACUUAUUCUUUGCUCUGAGAGGUGCUGGAGGAGGCAAUUACGGAAUUGUUACUAGCAUCACAUUCAGAAUCCACCCUUAUUCGGAAAAUGUUACAGUUUUCACUUAUAAUUGGACGAGCACAGCAAUUGCCCAUAAAUUUAUUCCUGCGAUGGUCAAAUUUUCUGCACAUGGCACCGAUC
Ambispora gerdemannii is the source of this 763-nucleotide messenger RNA. The record is from the annotation of a GenBank genome assembly. Lineage: Eukaryota; Fungi; Glomeromycota; Glomeromycetes; Archaeosporales; Ambisporaceae.